Diabrotica virgifera virgifera (western corn rootworm) is the source of this 2128-nucleotide messenger RNA. RefSeq lists its product as uncharacterized. NCBI's taxonomy places the organism in Eukaryota, Metazoa, Arthropoda, Insecta, Coleoptera, Chrysomelidae. The coding region runs from base 188 to 1645 and encodes 485 amino acids. The transcript is spliced from 4 exons. The record is from RefSeq and is a predicted model, not a curated record.
UGAUAAAUAUUGUUUUUUAAGUAUUUAAAGUAAUUUUCGUAUAUUUAUAUCCGCCUAAGUAUUGCUAACAUACUUCUGUGACAUAAUAAAAAAUAUUGUUUACAUCAAUAAACUAGAAUAAGUACUUAAAAAGUUUUAUUUAACUAAGUAAUUUGGAAGGUUGAAGAAAGGUUAGUUAGUAAUAGCUAUGCCACUAACAUGUAUUGUAGUGAACUGUGGAAGCAGGUGGAAAAGGGAUAAAGUAUCUUUUUUUGCUAUUCCCAAACCACUGAAGUUUAAACAUGCUAUCCACUUGAAUGAAUUAACUGUUAAACGCAGAAAAAAAUGGAUAAGGGCCAUAGGAAGAGCAGACCUGACAGAAUCAAAAUUAAAAUAUCAAAAAGUGUGUUCCAAACAUUUUAUUCAAGGACAACCUGCAAAACUUGAAGAUGUAAAUGAUCCUGAUUGGAUACCAACCCAAAAUAUGGGUUACUCUAGGGGACCUGUAAAACGAAAGCAGGACCUUGAAAGACUGGAAAGAGUAAAGAAAAGAUCUUCCACAAAGGUUUCACAAGAGGACAAUGAUACAUUUAUUGAGAAUGAAAACAAUACAGUAAGUGAAAGUAACACUACAGCAAUGUAUGAAGACAGUACUGGAACCGAAACUCAAACUGAGUUAACCUCAGAUGAUAUUGAACAGAUGGCUCAACAAUUAAAAUUUGCAAAUAAAAAAAUUGACGAGUUGACUCGCAGAAUUAAUAAGACCAUUUUAAGUUUCGAGUCACUAGAAACGGACAAUCCGAAAUGUUUAUAUUAUACCGGUUUAAAUUUUUCUGUUUUGAAGUCAGUAUUUGACAGAAUUAAACCAUUUAUUCCAUCAUCCUCAGUAACUGUUUUAGAUCCCUCUCAACAAUAUUUGUUGACAUUGAUGAAAAUGAGACUUAAUCUAGAUUUUAAAUAUUUGGCCUACCAAUUUGGCAUUUCUCAAUCAACAUGUUCCACCUAUUUUAAUACCAUCAUCUCAAUAAUGUAUCAAAGAUUUAAAAAUAGCAUAAAAUGGCCAGAUCGGGAAAUUAUUAAAAAAAACAUGCCUUCUUGCUUUAGAGAAGUCUUUCAUGAUAAGACCACAAUUAUCAUUGAUUGCUUUGAGGUGUUUAUCCAAAAACCAGCUAGUUAUUUAACCCAGCAGCAAACAUGGUCAAACUAUAAACAUCAUAACACAGUUAAAUUCCUUAUUGGAAUUACUCCCCAAGGCUGUAUUUCAUAUAUCAGUAAAGCAUGGGGAGGAAGAACAUCAGAUAAACAAAUAGUAGAGCUCUCUGGUUUUUUGGAUAAAAUAGAACCCCAAGAUAUUGUGAUAGCAGAUCGAGGUUUUUUAAUAAAAGAAUUUUUAGAUGUGUUACAAGCAAAGCUAGUAAUUCCAGCUUUUACCAAGGGGAAAAAACAAUUGCUUCCACUAGAGCUGGAAGAAACUAGAAACAUUGCACAGGUUAGAAUCCACGUAGAAAGAGUUAUUGGCUCCAUUAAAAAUAAAUUUAAUAUUUUUUCAGAGCCACUUCCGAUUUCUAUGUUAACCCAUGUUACUGAUGGUAUAAAUAUAGUUGAUAAGAUAAUUUUUAUAGCAUGUGUUUUGAUUAAUUUAUGCCCUCCUAUUGUUCCAAUUUAAUUAAAUUUAACCUAUUUCACCAGAUUGUCGCCUUUUUAGUAUUUCUUUUAAAUUUUUGGUACACAUCUGAAGUGUCACUACGAAAAACAAUCAAUGACACCUUUGGCCAAAACUAGGAUAUAUAUAUGCCAUGUUGUCGAGGUUGUCAGUUAGUUUUGAAUUAUAAAUAGCUACAGCAAGAAAACUUGCAUUGUUUCAGACAAAAUCAAACAAGCUUAUAUUUUUCUAAAACUUUUUUUGUUGGUUUUUAAAUAUGUUAAAGUAAAAAGUUCUACUCACAGAUUUGGCCGCUAAUUGUUUAAAGAAUUAAAACUCUUUUGUAUACUUAAAUAAUUUUAAAAAUAUUGAAUUCAUCAUUUUACAAAUCUUUGUUGUGGGGAAGCUUGCAGUUCUGAUGAUCUAUUGUUGUUAAAUCGGUAUAAUAUAAACAAAAUUGGGCAUUUUUGUCUGUUUGAUUUAUAAAUAAAUAAACAUUUUGCUUUA